CUAACAGCAUACCCCAAGGCGAGCGUCAGAAACUAUCCAGACAGCAGACGUUAAACAGCUACCCAUCUAGAGUUGGUGAUUGCUUCAAAUACAAGAAAAAUUAAACACAUUCAGAUAAAAGACUAGGUGAAGUGAGAUACCUACAUGUAUCUAGGUCGAGUAUAGAAAUUAUACAAAAUCCAUUAUCAAGAUGUCGAGAUACCAGGGAAGACAAAAAGGUCAGAUGCCUGAAGACGAUUAUACGAAGGUACAAGUUAAUUACACUUACCUGUGUGAUCAUAUCCAAGAACCAGUAAAACUUAGCACUAAAUUAUUUGAAAAAAACGUAUUCGGCCAAGAUCAAAAGGAAGAAAUACAGAAAAUUUUCCAGAAGUCUGAAAAUGGUCGCUGGGUAGCUGCUGACAAGUUACUGAUGUAUGUCUUAUCAAACUGUGGUGAUGCCUAUAGUAAAUUUAUCCAAUGUUUACGAGAACUAGGUUAUCGAGAAGUAGUAAAGCUAUUAGAAAACACCACGAAUGGUAAAAAUAAAACCAAUCUGAUGGCAGAACAAGACAAGACAAGACAUCAGCUAGAAGACAUACAUAAAGAUCGCGACCUUACUAAUCAGGAAAUAGAGAACCUGAAGAAACAGAUGGAAACACUGAAAACAAGGCAAGAUGAAGAUUCCAAACAGAUGUUGAAGGACAAGAAAAAGAAAGAACAUGAAUUAGAAACAUAUAAAAAACAAACUGAAGAGAAAGAAGCGCUGACAAAGAAGAGAUUUGAUGAGUUGGAGACAUGUAUUAAAACACUUACCCUAAAUGAGGAAGAUACCAUUCAACCACAAUUAUUACGUGGUACUUUGUCUGGUAAUACAAGUGAUACCUCAGAUGAAGAAGAUACACGUCAACAACAACAAUUAUUUAAAGCCUGUCUACAUGGUACUUUGGAUGAUAUAAAAAACAUGGUGAACAUAGAUAUUAACGUCAGAGACAGUUGGGACCAGACACCGUUAUUUAAAUGUUGUUCAUUAUUUGUAAGUCCUGUAGAUAAAAUACAAUAUCUAGUCAGUCAUCAGGCUGAUAUUAACGCUAGAGACUGGUUUGAUAAUACCAUCUUACACGCGGCAUGUUACAGUGGACCUUUAUCUACAGUACAAUAUCUUGUUGAUGAUUUACACAUGAAUGUUAAUACAACAGGUUAUAACAAAAUUACACCGUUAUAUUAUUGUUGUAUAUCAAGUGUAAGUCCUGUAGAUAAAAUACAAUAUCUAGUCAGUCAUCAGGCUGAUAUUAACGUUAGAGACUGGAAUAAUGAUACCAUUUUAAACUGGGCAUGUGUAGUCGGUACUUUAUCUACAGUACAAUAUCUAGUUGAUUGUUUACAUCUAGAUGUACAUGUCAAGAAUAAAUAUGGUGAAACAGUUCUAGAUCAUAGUAGAGAAUCAGACAUUGAACAAGAUAAAAAGAUAAAAUAUAUCACAGAUCAAAUGAAAUUAAAAUAAAAUAAACAAAUUUUAAUAAUUCAUGUAAACUAGUCAACAUAAUGUUAUUGUCUCUAGUCAUACAAUUUACAGUUUUAUUGUCUCUAGUCAACAGUUAAAACGAGUGAUGACGUAUUAUACUGGCCCUAGUCAACAGUUAAAACUACUGAUGACGUAUCACACUGGCUGUAGUCACACUUAAAACUACUGAUGACGUAUCACACUGUCUGUAGUCAACACUUAAAACUACUGAUGACGUAUUAUACCGUCUGUGUCAACACUUAAAACUACUGAUGACGUAUUACACUGUCUCUAGUCAACAGUUAAAAUUACUGAUGACGUAUUAUACUGUCUCUAUUCAACUGUUAAAACUACUGAUGACGUAUUACACUGUCUCUAGCCAACAGUUAAAACUACUGAUGACGUAUCACACUGUCUGUAGUAAACACUUAAAACUACUGAUGACGUAUUACCCUGUCUCUAGUCAACAGUUAAAACUACUGAUGACGUAUUACACUGUAUGUAGUCAACAGUUAAAACUACUGAUGACGUAUUUGUACUUUAUCUACAGGACUAAUACUGUGUUUAUAUUUAUUGUUUAUUUUAUUGUCUUCAAUAUUUUAUUAUAUAUAUUUAUUUUUAUAAAACUU
Messenger RNA from Patella vulgata (common limpet), 2112 nucleotides. RefSeq names its product protein fem-1 homolog CG6966. Gene Ontology annotation, biological process: regulation of apoptotic process. The transcript has 6 exons. The coding region runs from base 191 to 1483 and encodes 430 amino acids. Lineage: Eukaryota; Metazoa; Mollusca; Gastropoda; Patellidae. Gene Ontology annotation, molecular function: protein binding. The record is from RefSeq and is a predicted model, not a curated record.